AUGUGGUUCCAACUCUUGAAGAACGGCAACAGCGAUAAGGAACGCCUUCAAGGCUGCUCGCGGCGGUUCGACAGCAAUGAGUUGGAGGUGCUGCAUAAGCUCUAUAAGGAGCUGGCCAGCCGGUCGCAGACCAGCGGGAUCGACAAGGAGACGUUCCUGCAGUACUUCGACCUCCCCGGGCUAUGGGGAGAGCGACUGUUUCGGCACUUCGAUACGAACGACUCGGGGGAUGUGGAACUUGCAGAGUUCCUCUCGGGCGUCGCGGCGUGCUGCAGGGGCACCCACACGGAGAAGAUCACGGUGCUGUUCCGCAUGUUCGACCUCAACGAAGAUGGGCGCGUGCAGAAGUCAGAGCUGUUGGCGAUGCUGUCGAACUUCCCCGUCAUGACCAGCAACAUGACCAAGUGCUCGCAGCGCCAGCUGUCCAACCAGAGCACCGUCAUACCCUCGAGCCUGCCCUCCGCGCCGCGGUCGGGCGGAACCACGAAGCGUUCGGUGGGCGUGGAGAAGCUCAAUUCGUACGUCAGCAACAUCAGCGAGUCCAAGUGCAUAGUGCCGGGUUUCCACGAGCCGAUGAUAGUGAAAAGGACCGAACCGGGUCCAACGGCGUGGAAGGACGUGGCCUCGUCGCUCAGCAGGCUAUCGCUGCAGUCGCGGGGGUCCAUCGAGUUCCAGUCUAGUAUGGACAUAUCGGCGAGAGAGUUACCAGACUCGCCGAGACCAAACGACGCUUUGGCAAAGGAGUUGUUAGGAAAGAAGAAAGUGAAUGGCACCACGCAAUCUAGGCCCGAGUCGGGGCGCUCACAAAAUUCUGGUCUUGUUGAUCGGCUAUCCAGUGUAGUCGCGCUUCGCGACGGCAAACCGGACGUGGAUCCUUCUUAUGGCAGCAGCACCAGGGAAUCCGGUCAAAGCUCACCUUCCAUCCACCGCGGCGACGGUGGCGCUGCCCCUGAGCAAAGUGACCCGUGUCCUGCUGGGGAGGACGACAAGCUGGUAAAUAAAACUGUGUCGGACCUGAAAAGCACGGGGAAGGACGUGUGCCGCGGCACAACGGAACGCGAUGAGGCGGAUGUAUCGAUCCAAUCGCAGAGCAUCCGAAUGACGGACCUCCAGGAUACCGACGAGUCCAUCCUCGCAGCAAACGCCAUCAUCGAGCAGGAGAGGCUCUCCUGCGGCGAUAGCACCACCCUGGACAUUUUGGUCGAGGAUAUACUGGAGGAAUGCCAGUUCAGCGCGAACGGCAGCUUCGACUUCCCGGCGUUCAAGGCGUGGUUGUGCAAGAAUAGUUCGGUGCUGUCUAUGUUUUCCGAGUACCUGCACGAGGAGGUAUGGGGACUACGGGGGAACGCGUUCAUGACUUCGCGCGAAAACCACGCCCUGGCGCGUGGGGACGUAAAUAUGAGCCGCUACCCCUCUGUGCAGUACGAGCAAACUGACAAUGAUCUGAGCGGCCGGACCGAUCCAGAGCUCCCCGACAGAGUGGUGCAGCGCAUGGUCUAUCAGAUGUUCCUCACUAACGGCAAGCAGUCGAGAGCGUUCGAAGACAGCAUGUCGUCUCUGGGAAACGUGGUCAGUGAUGAACUCCUGCAGUACGUCCAGCAUGUCUCCACCGGCACUCCUACCGCGGCUGACGUCAAACCGACCACGGCCGGCCACAAUCCAGCUGACCAGAAAGCCGGUGCAAAUCGCAGCAGCCCUCCAAUGGCGGUAUCAAUCGGCAGGCAGCUGCUGUCGUGCCCCAAAUGUAAGACGCCGCUUUUCAUGUGCCCGGUCUGCUUCAGGAGGCACGACGAACUGACACUACACAUCAGCAACGAGGUCCACGUGGAGUGCAAGAACUGCUCGAAACAGGGCCAGAUCACUGUGUUCACCUGCUGCUGGAUCUGCAACUGGGAUUUCACCGCGGCCGUGACUUUGGCGCUAUCGGAGCUGCAGAAACGUGCCACCAACGUCGAUCGGAAAGAGGGCUUGACUUCCCCGGUGGUCAAAGCAGCCUCAGCGCCCUGCACCGGCAUUCUGCGUGAAAAGCGGAGGUCGCUGCUUCGGCCGACCAUCAGCGUGUCGUGCAGCAGCAGCACAUCCGACUCACAGAGCGAAAUCAACAGUAUCGAUGACCCGGGCGAAGCGCAUCGCAGCACAGCAGAGUGGCCGCAGCCUGUGGUCAAGAUGCCGCAGAAGGUUGGCUACAUGUACAAGCGGGGGAGGCAUUUCUACACCUGGGAAAAGCGGUACUACAUGCUCAUCGACAACGUGCUGUACUACUACGUCAGUGAGGACAGCACCACGCCCAGAGGAUGCAUCUUCCUGGAGGGGUGCUACCUCGACUCACUGGCAGACAGCGACGUGUCGAACAUGUUCGGCUUCUGCAUUUGCCAUAAGGGGCAAAAAACAACGCGCCGCAAGCUCUACGCGCAAACCCAGGAGGAUUUCGUGCAGUGGGUGGACGCGCUUUCGGCCGCCAUGAAGCAGCAAAGCCUCAUGCAGAUGUACACCGUGUGCGAGCAGCUGGGGCACGGCAAGUUCAGCGUGGUCUACCGCGCCAUCAACAACAGCUCCGGCGAGGAGUUCGCCGUGAAGAUCGUGGACAAGACCCGAAUCAGCCAGCAGGAGCGCGAGCUGCUGCGUAGCGAGAUUGCCAUCCUGCGCCUGCUCAGACACCAGCACGUCAUCUACCUCAAGGAUGUGAGCGACAUGCGCGACUCGCUGUACAUCGUCAUGGAGCUGGUUCGCGGCGGCGAACUGUACGACCUGAUAACCCAGCGUCACCGCCUGUCGGAGGCGCACACUCACAAGAUCAUCUGCCAGCUGCUGCAGAUCGUCGCGUACCUGCACAAGUGCGGCAUCAUCCACCGCGACAUCAAGCCGGAGAACAUCCUGCUCACCGACAAAAGCGAGGCUGCGACCAUCAAGCUCACGGACUUUGGGCUCUCCACGCUGUGCGGCCCGAACGAGCUGCUGACGCAGCCCUGCGGGACCCUGGCGUACGUUGCUCCGGAGGUCCUGACGCUGCAGGGAUACAACCAGAAGGCUGAUGUCUGGUCUGUCGGCGUGAUCAUGUACCUGCUGCUGCGAGGAAGGCUGCCCUUCUCCAUAAAGCAGCCGCUCACCCUUGACCUGAUCGGCCACUACCGCGUCCGUUUCGACGGGCGCCAGUGGGACUCAGUGUCCACCUGCGCCAAGGACCUCAUUUCCAAAAUGCUGCAGCCCAACCCGGCGGCGCGCAUAAGCGUGUUCGAGGCGCUGGAGCACAUCUGGGUGAGCAACUUCGUGGCGGUGAACCACGACGAGGUGUACACCGGCGUGGGGGAAAUCGAGACCACCAAGGAGCUCAUGCGGUCGCUGCGCUACGCCACAGACACCACCUUGGUGAUCCCGUACAGCGACAGCUGCGCCAACAACAUCGAUGCGCUGGAGGCGGAGGAAGCCGAGGGUGGGCUGACCACCGUCCACGAGUGA
Molecule: messenger RNA, 3456 nt
Organism: Babesia bigemina
Lineage: Eukaryota; Apicomplexa; Aconoidasida; Piroplasmida; Babesiidae
Product: asparagine rich protein, putative
Exons: 1
Coding region: 1-3456 (1151 amino acids)
Biological process (GO): protein phosphorylation
Molecular function (GO): protein kinase activity; ATP binding; calcium ion binding
Source: RefSeq, a predicted model, not a curated record